GAGGUGUGCUGCGGAGUGAGCCCUCUGCUCACACAGAGACGAUCUGAGCGGAGUCCGGGUACAAGGUGGGGCGCGGAGUCUCCGGGUGAACUUGGGAAAAGUUAAGUGUGUGUCGGAUUACUGCGUGGACGGCGAGGAAAACACGCCACCAGGUUGUGCUCUCUCUGGUCCUUCAGGAGUGGACAGACGUCCAGAUCUCGGGGUCAUGUCCUCUAAGAACAAGACCCAGACGUCCCUGGUCCUCCACAAGGUGAUCAUGGUGGGCAGUGGGGGCGUGGGGAAGUCGGCCCUCACCCUCCAGUUCAUGUACGACGAGUUCGUGGAGGACUACGAGCCCACCAAGGCGGACAGCUACAGGAAGAAGGUGGUGUUGGACGGAGACGACGUCCAGAUUGACAUCCUGGACACGGCCGGUCAGGAGGACUACGCCGCCAUCAGGGACAACUACUUCCGUAGUGGAGAGGGUUUCCUCCUCGUCUUCUCCAUCACUGAGCACGAGUCCUUCACCGCCACCUCAGAGCUCAGGGAGCAGAUCCUGCGGGUGAAGGAGGAGGACAGCGUCCCCCUCCUGCUGGUGGGGAACAAGUCGGACCUGGAGGAGCGGCGCCAGGUCUCAGCUGACGAGGCCACGCUGAAGGCGGGCGAGUGGGGCAUCCAGUACGUGGAGACGUCCGCCAAGACCAGGGCCAACGUGGACAAGGUGUUCUUUGACCUGAUGAGGGAGGUCCGUAAGAAGAAGAUGGCUGAGAGCAAAGACAAGAACGGACAGAGUGGGAAGAAGAAGAAGAAGACCUGCUGUGUCCUCUAACGUCCUGCUGUGUCCUCCGAUGUCCUGCUGUGUCCUCUAAUGGAGGACGAGAGCCGUCUUUUUUUUUUUUUUUUUUUUGCCAAAACCAAAGACGAUGCUCCAAGCUCCUCCUGUGAAAAGGCCAAAAGUAUGUGGACACAGAAAAUGUAUAUGUCAAAGUGUUUCGUCCACAUACUUCUGAACAAACGGGACACGGCGUCUCUCGGUUUGUGCAGCUUUAGAGGGACAGAGGGACAGCGUGGACGCUCCACAGAGACUUUGGUGCCUUAAAGUGUCUCUUUUACAAUCACUUCACAUUCCUCUCUGUGCCCCCCCCCACCCCCCCCACCUCCUAUAACCUCACGCUUCAAAGGGAAUCACAUAUUUAAACCAAUCACGUGUCCUUGCUCCUAUUUAUAUGACUUUUAAAGCUGUUGUUGUUCACGUAUCUACGUUUCCAUUAAGAAUAAAAGAUUGAUCACA
Molecule: messenger RNA, 1270 nt
Organism: Mugil cephalus (flathead mullet)
Lineage: Eukaryota; Metazoa; Chordata; Actinopteri; Mugiliformes; Mugilidae
Product: ras-related protein ralB-B-like
Exons: 6
Coding region: 206-808 (200 amino acids)
Biological process (GO): Ras protein signal transduction
Cellular component (GO): plasma membrane
Molecular function (GO): GTP binding; GTPase activity; GDP binding
Source: RefSeq, a predicted model, not a curated record